Messenger RNA from Ipomoea triloba (trilobed morning glory), 375 nucleotides. RefSeq lists its product as uncharacterized. The transcript has a single exon. NCBI's taxonomy places the organism in Eukaryota, Viridiplantae, Streptophyta, Magnoliopsida, Solanales, Convolvulaceae. The record is from RefSeq and is a predicted model, not a curated record. Bases 1 to 375 code for a protein of 124 amino acids.
AUGAGAUUCGGGAAGAAGGGGAAGCUGAGUCCCAGGUUCAUUGGCCCCUACGGGAUCUUAGAAAGGGUUUGGUUAGUGACGUAUCGCCUCGCUCUACCAACGGAGUUGGAUCGGGUGCACAACGUAUUCCAUAUCUCUCAAUUGAAGAAGUAUGUGCAUGACGCCUCUCAGGAGAUUCCACCGGAGGUCCUGGACUUAGAUGAGACACUGUCCUACGAAGAAAAGCCGGUGAAGAUUCUAGACUUCAAGACCCGAGAAACUCGUCGCAAAGUAGUCAAGUUAGUAAAAGUGUGCUGGUCCAACCAUGGAGUCGAGGAAGCCACAUGGGAGAUGGAGGACGAGUUGAGGAAGCGUUACCCGGCUUUAUUUGACUAA